This is a messenger RNA of Tilletiopsis washingtonensis, 522 nucleotides long. RefSeq lists its product as hypothetical. The coding region runs from base 1 to 522 and encodes 173 amino acids. The transcript is spliced from 6 exons. The record is from RefSeq and is a predicted model, not a curated record. NCBI's taxonomy places the organism in Eukaryota, Fungi, Basidiomycota, Exobasidiomycetes, Entylomatales. Gene Ontology annotation, cellular component: membrane.
AUGUCGUCCGCCCAGCAGUUCCUCGCGUCGCUCACCAAGGGCGUCAACUCGCCCGUCUCCAACGCAACGUCGACGUCGCCGUUCGGCAACAUCAGUCUCUUUGCCAUCCCCGCCGUCUGGGUCGUCUCCAUCGCCGCGCACUUCUACGCCGCCGCCAACGCACCCACCAGCGGCGGCUUCGACAACGUCUCGCCGCGCGGCUACCUCGCCAGCAUCACGCGCAAGGAGAAGCGCACGCCGCAGGAGGAGCUCUACAUCCGCGCCGAGGCGGCGCAGCAGAACGGCUUCGAGAACCUGCCGUUCUUCGCAGCCGCCAUCCUUGCCGGCAAUGUCGCCCGCCUGCCGGUCGACUUCCUGAACCUCUCGGCCGUCGUGUACGUCGGCUCGCGCAUCCUCUACAACGUGCUCUACAUCAACACCACCUCGGCCUCUGCGUCCAACCUGCGCAGCGUCGUGUUCCUCACGGGCGUCGGCACCUGCUUCACGCUCUUCAUCCGCGCCGGUCGUGCCUUCCAGUACUGA